GAGCUGAGCCAAGGCUGGAGUCGGGCUGGAGGUUAAGGGCUGGUUUAUCCCGGCGUGCUUUGGUUUAUCGUGCUGCGCUUAGGUGGAAAUUCUCGCUUGAUCCUCCCCGCCUGACUCAAGUCGGCAGCAUGUCUCAGGCUGAAUUUGACCGAGCUGCAGAAGAAGUCAAAAAUCUGAAGUCCAGACCAGAUGACCAGGAGAUGCUGUUUAUCUAUAGCCACUAUAAACAAGCCACAGUUGGAGAUGUAAAUACAGAUCGUCCGGGUAUGUUGGACUUCAAAGGCAAGGCUAAGUGGGAUGCCUGGAACUCUUUGAAAGGGAAAUCCAAAGAAGAUUCCAUGAAAGCUUAUAUUGCAAAAGUAGAAGAACUAAAAGGAAAAUACGGAAUAUAAAAGAAACUGGAUUCAGACAUCAGCCAUGCAUUUGGAAACUAAACUAAAAUAAUACUUUGAUUUCCUAAUCCUGUGAUCAAAGUCAAAACCGUGUAAAUAAUGUUCAACAGUAACAGUUGGCAUGGCUCCUCUAGGCCCAUCAGGUUACACAGCUGUUGAAUUGGAGAGCGAUGCAGUUAUUAAUCUCUGCUCAGUAGCUUUCUUUAAUCUGUCAAUCAAUAAAGUGCAUUUGUUACUUUAA
Molecule: messenger RNA, 633 nt
Organism: Trichosurus vulpecula (common brushtail)
Lineage: Eukaryota; Metazoa; Chordata; Mammalia; Diprotodontia; Phalangeridae
Gene: DBI
Product: diazepam binding inhibitor, acyl-CoA binding protein
Exons: 4
Coding region: 129-392 (87 amino acids)
Biological process (GO): fatty acid metabolic process
Molecular function (GO): fatty-acyl-CoA binding
Source: RefSeq, a predicted model, not a curated record